UACCUGAAGGCACCGUCAAAGUUGGACUUUUAGGACGGUGCAACGACUCUGGUUAGGUGCGGUAUUUUUGUCAACAAACGGGCUGUUCGGCCUUUAAAAAUAUAUAGACACAGAAUUAUUUGCACCAAAACAGUAAAGACCAGCUAUGUACUGUCGUCAGAUUUUGCGGACACCAUUGUUCGGGACGAGAGCGGCUAAGCUCAGCCGUUUUUCCCAUGUUUGUCGAAGCGAGAGACCCCUGUGCACCAAAAGUGACGAAGUGAGGCUGGCAGAGGAGGCCAGCAAGAAGUACGGUUCGCCAGCUCCAACCAUCUUUUCCAAAGUGAUCGACAAAAGCAUCCCUGCAGAUAUCAUUUAUGAGGAUGAAAAGUGUUUGGCAUUCAGGGAUAUCAGCCCACAGGCGCCUGUUCACUUCCUGGUUAUUCCAAGGAUUCCUAUUCCCAGAAUAAGUGAGGCCAAAGAUGAUGAUGCUGAGCUCUUGGGACAUUUAUUGGUUGUUGCCAAAAAUGUGGCAAAGCAAGAAUCUCUGACCGAAGGAUACAGAGUGGUGAUCAACGAUGGGAAGCACGGUGCUCAGUCCGUCUACCACCUUCACAUCCAUGUCCUGGGAGGAAGACAGAUGAAAUGGCCACCAGGAUAAGGGCUUCACAUUUACUGUGGUGUCUCAGUUUAAUCCAAUAAUAAUGGCAUAAUACUUGUUUGUACAUGUAGCUGAUGUCAAUGUAAAUAUGUUGAAAAAAUGUGUAAAAACGAAAAGUCAGAAGUUGAUGUUUGAUAUGGCUGCAAAUAAAGACACAUUCUGUUAUGGAACAAUAAAGCUCGAUAUCCCUA
Messenger RNA from Oreochromis aureus, 831 nucleotides. It is a transcript of the gene hint2, whose product is annotated as histidine triad nucleotide binding protein 2. The record is from RefSeq and is a predicted model, not a curated record. Gene Ontology annotation, molecular function: hydrolase activity. Lineage: Eukaryota; Metazoa; Chordata; Actinopteri; Cichliformes; Cichlidae. Bases 146 to 640 code for a protein of 164 amino acids. The transcript is spliced from 5 exons. Gene Ontology annotation, cellular component: cytoplasm; mitochondrion.